AUGGCGGACGAGCCGGCGCUGCCGGUGGCGGCGGGGAGGGACAAGGACGAGCGCCGCCGCUUGAUGGGCAGGUGCGCGCUCGCCGUCGUCGGCAUCAUGAGCACCCUCCUCGUCUACGGCGUCCUACAGGAAAAACUUAUGAGAGUUCCCUAUGGAGCAGAGAAGGAGUUCUUCAGAUACUCACUAUUUCUUGUUUUCUGUAACCGUAUCACCACAUCCAUGGUGUCUGCACUCGUGCUACUGGCCCUCAAGUAUGUGAGUUUCCCUGUCCAGACACUUGCCAAAUGUGCAAAGAUGAUUCCUGUUAUGAUUUGGGGAACGAUAAUUAUGAAAAAGAAGUACGGUGGAAAAGAUUACUUCUUUGCAGUCAUUGUGACCAUGGGCUGCUCAUUGUUCAUUCUAUACCCGGCAUCAAUGGAUGUUAGUCCACUUAAUAAAGGCAGAGAAAGUACUGUUUGGGGUGUUUCACUCAUGCUUGGUUAUCUUGGAUUUGAUGGUUUCACAAGCACCUUUCAAGACAAACUCUUCAAAGGGUAUGAGAUGGAAAUUCACAACCAAAUAUUCUACACGACAAUGUGCUCUUGUGUUAUUAGCUUGAGUGGGCUUAUUCUCCAGAAUCAUCUUCUUCCAGCUGUGGACUUUAUGGUUCGUCAUCCAGAUUGCUUCUAUGACGUCCUAAUCCUAUCCACUGUUGCAACGGCUAGCCAGUUCUUCAUAUCCUACACUAUCCGGACAUUCGGGGCUCUCACAUUCGCUACCAUCAUGACAACCAGACAGUUGGUGAGCAUACUACUGUCUUGCGUCUGGUUCGUGCAUCCCCUUAGCUGGAUGCAGUGGGUUGGAGCUGCCAUUGUAUUCGGAGCCCUGUAUGCGAAAACCUUCUCAAGAAACAAAACGCAGAAGGCCAUGGUCGCGAGCUCAUCGCCGCAGGGUUCUGUUCCAAAUGCUGCUAACAGUUGA
Triticum turgidum subsp. durum (durum wheat) is the source of this 960-nucleotide messenger RNA. The record is from the annotation of a GenBank genome assembly. NCBI's taxonomy places the organism in Eukaryota, Viridiplantae, Streptophyta, Magnoliopsida, Poales, Poaceae.